Dentiscutata heterogama is the source of this 299-nucleotide messenger RNA. NCBI's taxonomy places the organism in Eukaryota, Fungi, Glomeromycota, Glomeromycetes, Diversisporales, Gigasporaceae. The record is from the annotation of a GenBank genome assembly.
GCUCAAAUAAGAAAAACUCAAUUUAUAAAUCCAAGUGCUAAUAACUAUAGUUUUCAAAAUAUAAGUGGAAAAUGGAUGCUAAGUAAAGAAUUUAGUAAAAUUACACAUACAAAAAGAAUUAAACUUAUAAAAGCAAAACUAAUUAACAAGAUAGCAUUAGAUAUUUGGCAUCCAAUACCUAUAACAUGUGAAGAGGCAGAUCUUCAAAAGACUGAAAGUUUCUUAAAAAAAUUACAGAUUUUAUUUAUUAUUAACUCUUUAAUUUCUUCUUUAGAUAAUUCUGAUUAUUUAUGUUUCUG